Molecule: messenger RNA, 1679 nt
Organism: Juglans microcarpa x Juglans regia
Lineage: Eukaryota; Viridiplantae; Streptophyta; Magnoliopsida; Fagales; Juglandaceae
Product: protein trichome birefringence-like 25
Exons: 3
Coding region: 137-1462 (441 amino acids)
Cellular component (GO): Golgi apparatus
Molecular function (GO): O-acetyltransferase activity
Source: RefSeq, a predicted model, not a curated record
AACCUUCUUCUCUCUUUUACAUCCUCAAUAAUAAUCUUUUCAUGCUAAUACACCGUCUCCCUUCCUUCUCUCUCUCUCUCUCUCUCUCUUUCUCUCCCCAACUGCUCAGAGAUUUCUUGGUUUUUUUCUACACGAAAUGGUGAAGGCAAUGAAACGGGAUUCGAAACUGCUGUUAUCACUCCACAAACUCAAUCAUGUCUUUGUGAAGUUUGCUGUCUCAUUUCUCUUAUUGGGUCUCGCUUUUCGCCUUUUCUCCUCUGAUUCGAUCAGGAUUUCUUCACAGUUAGAGACACCCCCUGUUUCCGAGAGAAAAACAGAGUCCCCUAUGGUUUCUGUCUCCACUCAGGCGCCUGUUUCUGCUGUUUCUCCUGUAAAUGAAAACCAUACAUCUGAUAAUGAAAAGUGUGAUAUAUUCACGGGAGAUUGGAUUGCUGACAAAUCAGGUCCAGCUUACACCGACGAGAGCUGCCAUGUGGUUGAGAGUCAUCAAAAUUGUAUGAGGAAUGGGCGUCCCGAUUCAGGCUACCUUUUCUGGAGGUGGCGUCCACUCGACUGUGAGUUACCCAGGUUCAAUUCCCAGAGAUUUCUAGACCUUAUGAGGAAUAAGUCAUGGGCCUUUGUUGGCGAUUCCAUUUCACGUAACCAUGUGCAGUCAUUGCUCUGUAUUCUCUCACAGGUGGAACAAGCUGUUGAGGUCUACCACGAUGAGGAAUACCGCUCCAAAAGAUGGCACUUUCCUACUCACAACUUCACACUUUCAGUAAUUUGGACUCCUUUCCUCACAAAAGCAGCUAUCUUUGAGGACAAGAAUGGGGUUUCUUCAUCGGAAAUCCAGCUCUACCUUGACAAACUCGACGAAACUUGGACCAAUCAAUAUAAGAAUUUUGAUUACAUGGUAAUUGCUGGUGGCAAAUGGUUUCUCAAAACGGCAAUUUACCAUGAGAACAACACCAUCGCAGGCUGUCAUUACUGCCCUGGAAAGAACUUGACAGAGCUAGGCUUUGACUAUGCAUAUCGCAAGGCACUUCAGCUGGUUCUCAACUUUCUCACGCGUCAUGGCCAGAAGGCAUUUGUUUUCUUCAGAACUACCACACCAGACCACUUUGAGAAUGGAGAAUGGUUCAGUGGAGGAUACUGCAACCGAACAAUGCCAUUCAAAGACGGUGAGGUGGAUAUGAGAGAUGUGGACCGUAUAAUGCGUGACAUCGAGUUGGAAGAAUUUGACAAGGGUGCUGCAGUAGGAUCUGAAAAUGGGGUGAUUUUGAAGCUUUUGGAUACAACCCGCCUUUCAAUAUUGAGGCCUGAUGGGCAUCCGGGACCCUACCGGCAGUUCCAGCCCUUUGCGAAUGAUAAGAAUGCUAAAGUUCAGAAUGAUUGUUUGCAUUGGUGCUUGCCAGGGCCAAUAGACUCUUGGAAUGACUUGGUGAUGGAAUUGCUGGUGAAUAGUGAAAAAUACAGAUGAUUUAAGCUUUGGGUUAUCUGCGUUUUGAGGGUCCCCGGCUAAGUUGAUUAUGAAUAUCUGAGAUGUGGUCUUCUUGCCAUCUGCACAUAUACUCCAUCGUGUUUUACACGGAUAAUUCCUCUACACGUUGAUUCAUCACAAGCUACCAGGAAUGCAUUUUCCUGACAGCGUUCACUGUUGGGAUGCGAAGUAUAAAAUUGAGAUCGAAUUCAUUUCA